Molecule: messenger RNA, 2216 nt
Organism: Pezoporus flaviventris
Lineage: Eukaryota; Metazoa; Chordata; Aves; Psittaciformes; Psittacidae
Gene: COL9A2
Product: collagen type IX alpha 2 chain
Exons: 32
Coding region: 89-2161 (690 amino acids)
Source: RefSeq, a predicted model, not a curated record
GCUCCUCCUCCUCCUCCUCCUCCUGCCGGGGUCCGCUGUGCAGUCGGGGCUGGUGCCGUACCUGAGCGCAGCCGGACGCGGCCCCGCCAUGGCCGGCGGCCCCCCCGUGCUCCAGCUCUGGCUCCUGCUCCAAGCCGCCUGCCUCUGCUUGGCCCAGAUCCGAGGGCCUCCGGGAGAGCCCGGCCCGCGAGGCCCCCCCGGUCCCCCAGGAGUGCCGGGAGCAGAUGGCGUUGAUGGUGACAAAGGCUCUGCCGGAGCCCCGGGGUCCCUGGGUGUCAAGGGGGAGCCUGGAGCCCCUGGUCCAGAUGGGCCCGCAGGGAAGCCAGGCAUCGAUGGCCUGACGGGAGCCAAAGGGGAGCCAGGACCCAUCGGCGGGCCAGGAGUUAAAGGCCAGCCCGGACUUCCAGGGCCACCGGGGCUCCCCGGUCCUUCACUGCCAGGACCACCGGGGCUUCCAGGCCAGGUUGGGCUGCCAGGAGAGAUCGGAGCACUGGGACCCAAGGGUGACCCCGGACCCGACGGCCCGAGGGGCCCCCCAGGCCCUCCAGGGAAACCCGGCCCCCCGGGACACAUCCAAGGAGUGGAAGGCAGCGCUGACUUCUUGUGCCCAACCAGCUGCCCACCAGGACCUAAAGGCCCCCAGGGACUGCAGGGACUGAAGGGUCACAGAGGCCGCCCCGGUGCCCUUGGGGAGCCUGGCAGGCAGGGCGGGCAGGGCCCCAAGGGUGAUGUUGGUAUCUCUGGAGAACAAGGAGUCCCAGGGCCCCCGGGACCGCAGGGCUUGAGGGGUUACCCGGGCAUGGCAGGACCCAAGGGUGAGGCGGGUCCUGCUGGAUACAAGGGGAUGGUUGGGACCAUCGGCGCGGCCGGGCGGCCGGGUAGGGAAGGCCCCAAGGGACCACCCGGGGACCCUGGUGAGAAGGGAGAGCUGGGUGGCCGAGGUAUCAGGGGCCCCCAGGGAGACAUUGGCCCCAAGGGGGAGAAUGGUCUCCCAGGCAUCGAUGGCAAAGACGGGACCCCGGGUAUCCCAGGAGUGAAGGGCAGCGCGGGACAGGCCGGACAACCGGGAAUACCGGGACACCGGGGACAAGCUGGCUUGCCAGGCCAGCCGGGAAGCAAAGGGGGCCCAGGAGACAAGGGUGAAGUGGGUGCUCGGGGCCAGCCCGGUGUCACCGGUGCCCCGGGGCAGAUGGGUGAGCUUGGACCUCGCGGUGAGCAGGGACCUCCAGGUGUCCCCGGGGUGAAGGGUGAUCGUGGAGAACGUGGCCCCGUGGGUCCCGCUGGGGAGCAGGGGAAAGCGGGGCCAAAGGGCGAGCAGGGUCCACCGGGGAUCCCAGGGCCCCAGGGCUUGCCAGGAGUCAAAGGAGACAAAGGCUCCCCAGGGAAAAUCGGCCCCAAAGGCAGCACUGGAGAUCCUGGUGUUCAUGGACUUGCAGGACUGAAGGGAGAGAAGGGAGAAUCAGGAGAGCCAGGACCAAAGGGACAGCAAGGCAUCCAGGGAGAGCUGGGCUUCCCCGGCCCCACAGGGGACGCUGGUGCCCCCGGUGCCCAGGGCUACCCGGGCCCCCCCGGGCCACGAGGACUCAUCGGGGAGCGCGGGGUGCCCGGGAUGCCCGGCCAGCGCGGAGUGGCGGGCCGGGAUGCUGGGGACCAGCACAUCAUCGACGUGGUCCUGAAGAUGCUGCAAGAGCAGCUGGCAGAGGUGGCUGUCAGCGCCAAGAGAGCCGCCCUGGGAGGAGUGGGUGCCAUGGGACCCCCCGGGCCUCCUGGUCCUCCGGGGCCACCCGGUGAGCAGGGUCCACACGGACCCAUGGGACCUCGAGGUGUCCCCGGCAUCCUGGGUGCUGCUGGGCAGAUCGGCAACAUAGGACCUAAAGGGAAGCGAGGCGAGAAGGGGGAGCGGGGAGAAGCUGGCCGCGGCCACCCAGGCAUGCCGGGCCCCCCGGGCAUCCCAGGUCCCCCCGGCAGCCCGGGCCACGCUGUGGAUGGGAGGCCGGGCGAGCGGGGCGCGCCGGGCUCCCCGGGCCUCGCGGGCCGGCCGGGCCUCCCCGGCCCCACCGGGCUGCCCGGGUUCUGCGAGCCGGCCGCCUGCCUCGGGGCCUCGGCCUACGCGGGUGCGCGCAUGGCGGAGCCGGGCGCCGUCAAGGGCCCCGCGUACUGAGGAGGCACCGGCGCCGUGACGGACCUGGGCAGCAAACCCGCGCCGGGGCUGGCAG